UGGCCAUCGUGCGCACACGGAUUUGAAACUUUCAGGUAUGUCAGGUGGAAAAAAUUGUGUAUUUACUUAUUAAUCUGUUCCAGUAGGAAACGCUGGCUAUGCUGCGUACCACGUUUUACAUCCCACAAAAAACAAAACACUAUCACGUAUACACGAUGCGUAGUAAAAAAAAAUCCCUCGGUGAUUCGCAAAUAAUGAACAGAACAUUCUGUUUGGGUUUGAACUAUAAAACUCCUGUGCUGAGUUGUAUGAGGCUUUCGUUUCCAUACUAUGAAUCAAAAUACCUAGCAUGUCAGACUAUGCGCAAUCAUCCACGUAUGAAGAAAGUGUUUGAUUUCAAAGAACAGAGGCAAAAUGCCAACUGCAAUUCUAACAAUUGUUACGGAUUGAAUGAGUAACUAAAGAAGCAGGUUAUUUAAUAGAGGACUGGAAUAUGCUCAUGACAGUUAUACGGAAUCUGUUAUGAUCAUAAAGUAAUCAGUAAAAGUAAAGCUUGAAAAAAAUAUAUAUCAAACCUCAUCGGGUAUAUUCGAAACCUUCUAGCGCGUGGCAGCUAUUGCACGCAAUGAUCUAAUCAUUGCUCAUUUGCAUUAGACUUUUAUUCUUCUUGCUGCAACUUCCGAUACGGAAGUCGGUUAAUCAUCUGGACGAGCGCUAUCAAAACCAACAUGGUCAAAAGUCUUUCUUUUGGGUAUUUUUACACUGAACUCCAUUUUUCCGCAUUAGGUCAUUUACGGUGAAUCAAUUCCGGAACAGGAAGCAUCAUCCAGCUUUCGAGAUUGCUCCUUUUGUUACGGUUGUUUUCCCGCAUUUUCACGGAAAGCUUUGCCUCUUGCCUCUGGCCAGCCCCGGAGAUGAUGAGACGCUCCCAGAAAAAUGUUUUUAUUUUUCAUGUUGGUUGCACAACCCUUGCCCUAUCUUACACAAGUGGAGUAGUAAAGGGUUAGGUAACGAAAUGAAAAAAAAACAAUUGAAGGUCGAAAUGGGUUAGCAGAAACGUCAGCAUUUCUGCCAGCAUGACGUAAUGCUACAAGAUUGCUCUAAAGUUAUUGUCGUGCUGUGAAAUGUGAUAUUUACAUAGUGAAACAUAGACGUCGAAGAAACUUCUCAGCCACAUAGCCUUCCCAGCAUUGUUCACCUUGUAAAGCAGUUGAAAAUGUCGUUACCGAAUCCGAAAUACAAGAAGGAAAACUACAUACGGCGCUUGAACACCUAGUAGAAAAGUAAGUUCUUUUAUGUCAUUAAACAGAUAGGGCCAUUAGAUGUUUUCUCGUUACCGGCCGUGCAUUACAUUCAUGUAUUAUUAUGCAUUACAAGUCACUGUCGUGACUCAUCUAGCACGCUGCCCAACAGUCAUACCACCUUUAAGACACCCACUUGAGAAAAUCGAUACGUUCUUUAACUAAAUCAGCACGUUUCUUCAAAUCCAAAUCUCACGUUCUGUCAAAGUGCCUUAAAUUGCCAUUGGAAAUUUGCGUUAGUCUUGACUUGAGAGCCAGCACAUACACUUGUUCCUGUAGCCUUAAAAAGCAACGUAAACAUGGCCAACGAAAUCUUCAUGUUGAGCUUGGCUAUUACAGCAGCUUUGUCUGUGACGGACUCUGCGGAAAUCAAGCCGAAUAGGCUACUCAACACCCUUUACGAGAAAUCGUUUCAAGAUCGUAAGUAUUGCUUCCAUCAGUUCAAAGACCAACUUUCUGGAUUUCUCCAGGAAGUUACGCCUCCCGAAAAAGCGAACCGUACCGCCAUUCAUCGUAUUGGAAAAGAGUCAGCAGAGAUCAUCGAUAGAAAAGUAAAAGCCAUGAUGGGUAAUUGCAGUGGAGCUUCUCUUCAAGUUUCACCGUUCGUCGUGACACACAUGAACAAAGAUGGAAGGAAUUUUUAUGUUGAGCAAAUCGUUAUUCAAAAAAUUUUAAUAAAGCCCAUCUUAAUUGUGGAUCGAAUUGACGUCAGUGUAAUGCAAGUUCUUGCGGUUAGAAUCAAUGAAACGAUGCACGACAAGCUGAGAAUCGAAAUAACCAAUGAAAAGCUAUCGAAGGAGCCGAACGCUCUCGAAAUUGAAAUACGGAGGCUGGAGGCAGAGUUACGAAACGCGACCGCCGACCGAGAUGCUCAGGCAGCUGAGGGGAAAAUACAUCACGACGCUUUCAUGGAAGUCGACAAGGUGUUGCAGAUUGAGAAGCGCAAGUUCAACGAAUUAAAGGAUAUAGUUGAUUACAUUAUACGUAACGCUUGUGGAUGUCAGAAUUGUAAGGCUAACCAAAUUCCGAAUUGGACUAGCUUUUUGGCAAGUAAACCGCCUACAAGGCCUAACUAAUUAGGCUACACACCACUCGGCGGCUACGAGGUUCUA
Daphnia carinata is the source of this 2353-nucleotide messenger RNA. RefSeq lists its product as uncharacterized. The record is from RefSeq and is a predicted model, not a curated record. Lineage: Eukaryota; Metazoa; Arthropoda; Branchiopoda; Diplostraca; Daphniidae. The coding region runs from base 1541 to 2317 and encodes 258 amino acids. The transcript has 5 exons.